CACCUCGCGGGAGUUAAGUACACUAUAAGAAGCACCUCGCGACAACAAUCUCCUCAGUCGGCGUCCUUGUGUGCAGUCAAGUUAUUUAGGCGGUCUCAGUCCCUGCCCACCAGCCAUCAUGUGUGACGAUGAGGACAUGUGCGCCCUUGUGGUUGACAAUGGCUCCGGCAUGGUCAAGGGAGGAUUCGCCGGAGAUGACGCCCCUCGGUCGGUCUUUCCCUCCAUCGUUGGCCGCGCACGUCACCAGGCCGUGAUGGUCGGUAUGGGUCAGAAGGACGCCUACGUCGGUGAUGAGGCCCAGAGCAAGCGAGGUGUCUUGACACUCAAAUAUCCCAUCGAACACGGAAUCAUCACCAACUGGGACGACAUGGAGAAGGUUUGGCAUCACACUUUCUACAACGAACUUCGAGUAGCUCCCGAAGAGUCCCCUGUCCUCCUGACUGAGGCUCCUCUCAACCCCAAGGCCAAUCGUGAGAAGAUGACACAAAUCAUGUUUGAGGUCUUCAAUACACCCGCCAUGUACGUGUGUAUCCAGGCUGUCCUGUCCCUGUAUGCCUCUGGCCGUACCACAGGUCUUGUCUGUGACUCUGGUGAUGGUGUGUCUCACAUGGUCCCUGUAUACGAAGGUUAUUGCCUUCCUCACGCCAUCCUUCGUCUCGAUUUGGCCGGUCGUGACUUGACUGCUUACAUGAUGAAGAUCAUGACUGAGCGCGGUUAUUCCUUCACUACCACCGCUGAACGUGAAAUCGUCCGUGACAUCAAGGAGAAGCUCUGCUACAUCGCCCUUGACUUCGAGAGUGAGAUGAAUGUUGCUGCUGCUUCAGCUUCCCUGGACAAGUCCUACGAACUUCCCGACGGUCAGGUCAUCACCAUCGGUAACGAGCGCUUCCGCUGCCCCGAGUCUCUGUUCCAGCCCUCCUUCUUGGGCAUGGAAUCUGCUGGUAUUCAUGAAACUGUCCACAGCUCUAUCAUGAGGUGCGAUAUUGAUCUGAGGAAAGAUCUGUUCGCCAACACAGUCAUGUCUGGAGGUUCCACCAUGUACCCUGGUAUUGCUGACCGUAUGCAGAAAGAAAUCACUGCCCUUGCUCCUUCCACCAUCAAAAUCAAGAUCAUUGCUCCUCCCGAGCGUAAAUACUCCGUGUGGAUCGGCGGUUCCAUCCUGGCCUCUCUGUCCACCUUCCAGCAGAUGUGGAUCACCAAGGAUGAAUACGAGGAAUCCGGACCCGGCAUUGUUCACCGUAAAUGCUUCUAAAUUAUAUAUAAUUAUAUGAAAAUAUCUAAUGAAAAAAACUAUUUUGCAAUAAAAGUUGCUGCAGGA
Molecule: messenger RNA, 1318 nt
Organism: Penaeus monodon (black tiger shrimp)
Lineage: Eukaryota; Metazoa; Arthropoda; Malacostraca; Decapoda; Penaeidae
Product: actin-like
Exons: 2
Coding region: 119-1252 (377 amino acids)
Biological process (GO): mitotic cytokinesis
Source: RefSeq, a predicted model, not a curated record